ACACAAUGGGGCACCUGGGGACGUGCCAAGUCGGGAUUUAUUAAAGAAAGAGGGGUCCCGCAAACCGCCAAGAUAGGGCUGCGGCGGGUUUUGCGAUAGUAUUAUUAUUUUUCGACCUCUGGGUUCAUUCCUUUCUCACAGCGAGGGAGUGAAGGGAUUCAUGAUCCUAUCGUGUCUUGGCCGUGGAUCGGCUCAGCUUGCCCUCGACGACUCACAAUGUCCGGCCUCGUCUUGGCCGCCGAAGGCGAAACUACACACAACGUGACGGCCGAAUAUCUCGCGGAAGAUUCUGGCGGCACGCUCAUAGGCAUAUCCAUCGCCUUUGCCGUCCUGACGACCUUUUUUCUCGGCCUGCGACUAUUCGCAAAACGGUUUACUGCUGGCGGGUAUGGCUUGGACGACUAUUUCCUGGCGGCAGCCUAUGUGGUGGACCUAGGGAUGUGCGCCGUCGGCAUCGUCAUGGUUAAGGUCGGCGGUGUUGGACGGCAUGUUGAAUUUGUCGAGGAGUUUCAUCCAGCCCUCCUGACCGGGUGGGCGAAGUGCAUCCUCGCGUUUGAGAUCAUCUACUUCACCUCCGUCGCGCUGCCCAAGAUGGGCAUCGUCUGCCUGUACCUGCGCGUCUUCAACUGGAAGGGGGCUAUGCGAACGACCGCCUACGUGCUGCUGGCGACUCUAGCCGCGACGAGCUUCUCCUUCAUCAUCACUGCGUGCUUCCAGUGUCAGCCCAUCGAAUUCUGGUGGGACCGGACAAUUCCAGGCGGAAAGUGUGUCGACGUUCAGGCCUUUUUCCAUGCACAGAGCAUUCCGGGCUUCGUGCUGGACUUCUUCAUCAUGACUUUGCCGCUCAAGACUAUUUGGGACCUGAAGCUGCCGACGCAUAAGCGCAUUGCCCUCAUCGGCAUCUUCAUGAUUGGCAGUUUUGGUAUCGUUGCCAGUAUCAUCAGAGCCGUCAUUUUCUUCAGCAACUCUGCCUUUUCGGACCGUACAUGGGCAUCCGUCGGUCUCGUCGGCUGGAGUAUCAUUGAAACAGGAACCUACAUCAUCGCCGCGUGUCUCCCCCACCUGCGACCCAUGAUCUCACACUACACACCGCCAUGGCUCAAGUCCAUGGUCCGCAAGACGAUAUCACAGGCCAGCAACUCCAUGUCCAAAGUGACCAACUCCAAGAACCACACACAACCGCGACGAGGCGACGACGAGGUGGAGCUCACCGCACGAUCGAAGAAGCAGACGGUAGACACGGAGAGCGAUAUGGGCGGGGACGAGGAGCGUGGCUAUGCCGGAGGGAUACGAUCGCCAGCAUCAGGCAUGACUGUCGAGGUGCGCAAGUCGGAUGAUUUGGUCGGGGGAGAAUGGGCCAGGCAGGGCCAGAUCCGAGUAACGACGGAGGUUAAGAUGGAGAGAGUGCGAACGUCGGCCUUCUUGAAGGGUCCAGACUCAUGA
Colletotrichum scovillei is the source of this 1443-nucleotide messenger RNA. RefSeq lists its product as uncharacterized. The transcript has 4 exons. NCBI's taxonomy places the organism in Eukaryota, Fungi, Ascomycota, Sordariomycetes, Glomerellales, Glomerellaceae. Bases 217 to 1443 code for a protein of 408 amino acids. The record is from RefSeq and is a predicted model, not a curated record.